AGCUUCAAGACAACUUUUCCGGGGGAAUGCAUUAGUAAUUUAUUUGUUUAUAUAUUUAACCCUUUUUUAAAAAUUUUUUUACUGUAACAUUUUUUUUUUGCAAAAAAUGGACUGUAUCGAUUUUCCGAGAGUUCUUCCAAAUUCCCCGAGGAAGACACGAGGGCAAAUACAGGUCAUCUUUGGACCGAUGUUUUCAGGCAAAAGCACUGAACUGAUGCGAAGAGUGCGCCGUUUCCAGAUAGCCCAGUACAACUGCUUGGUGAUCAAAUAUGCCAAAGACACACGUUAUUCUGAUAAAGGCAUGGCCACACACGACAAGAACACGAUGGAAGCUGUACCAGCCAAUUGUCUUGCAGAUGUGCGGCCUCUGGCAUUACAAGCCUGCGUCAUUGGAAUUGAUGAGGGACAGUUUUGUAAGUGUUUUCCAGACACGGUGGAGUUUUGUGAAGAGAUGGCCAAUUUAGGGAAAACAAUCAUUGUAGCCGCUUUGGAUGGAACCUUCCAGAGAAAGCCAUUUGGGAACAUCUUGAACCUCGUCCCUCUAGCGGAGAGCGUGGUGAAGCUCCACGCCGUCUGCAUGCAGUGUUACAAAGAAGCUGCCUACACAAAGAGGAUCGGAGCCGAGAAGGAGGUGGAAGUGAUUGGAGGAGCUGACAAGUAUCAGGCGGUGUGUCGAAAGUGUUACGGAGGUCUGGUGAUGAACAAAGAGAACAGUGCUCCCUUCAGGAAUGAAACUCCACAGCAUCUCACAGGGAAAGUCAUGGACUCUGCAGUUCCCAGGAAGCUUUUCUCCUCUCUUCACAUCUGAAACUCAAAAUAAGUAUUGUGGAAGUUGAGCAGGAGAGUAUAAAUGUGGCAAUCAAAUGUUUUUUUUUUUUCGUGUGCAUGUGUGUGACAAUUCGUGAACUAAAAUUGUAUUCUUUUAUCCAACAUUAAGUUUUUACUGGGUUAGAGUAUCCUUGUAUUUUAAGUACCUAAACUUUUCUAAAGAAUUGGAUUAGUCAGCACAAUUAAUCUCCUUAAAGCCUUUGUGUUUGUAAUUGGUGUCUAAGUGGGAAAGAACAGUAUUAUUCUCUGCAUUUUGUUUUUACUUGAUA
Messenger RNA from Plectropomus leopardus (leopard coralgrouper), 1097 nucleotides. Lineage: Eukaryota; Metazoa; Chordata; Actinopteri; Perciformes; Serranidae. The record is from RefSeq and is a predicted model, not a curated record.